Molecule: messenger RNA, 385 nt
Organism: Atta colombica
Lineage: Eukaryota; Metazoa; Arthropoda; Insecta; Hymenoptera; Formicidae
Gene: Sdhaf3
Product: succinate dehydrogenase assembly factor 3, mitochondrial
Exons: 2
Coding region: 12-371 (119 amino acids)
Biological process (GO): mitochondrial respiratory chain complex II assembly; succinate metabolic process
Cellular component (GO): mitochondrion; mitochondrial intermembrane space
Source: RefSeq, a predicted model, not a curated record
GCGUGCAUCACAUGGUCAUGGCCUCUCGGACGCAUAUGCAGCGCGUCCGGAUGCUGUACAAGACAAUUUUGAGGUUACAUCGCGGUCUACCGGCCCAGGUACGACCCUUGGGCGACGGUUACGUCCGCGAUGAGUUCCGGAGGCAUAAGGGAUGCGUCGAGAGCGAGGCGAUCAUCUUCCUCCACGAGUGGACUAACUACGCAGUGUCUCUCGCCGAGCAGCUCGGGUUGAGAGGUCCUCAUACAGCAAAACCGCUAGGGCGAUAUCUGAAAGAAGAAGACAUCGAGAAGAUGCGAGACGAGCAAGUGUGCCAACUGUAUGAGCUGAUGAUCGCGGCGACGGGGAAGCCAGAAGACGCCAAGAAAACAUAACUACGUGGCUGUGU